AUGUCCAGGAUAUUGGACGAAUUAGAAUAUGCCACUUGCGCUGUUAUAUGGGUGGUGUUACUGAUAGGCAGUUGUGCUGCUGCAGAUCCGAACCAUAUAGCGACAAAGAACAAGUUGACGGAAACAAAAAAGAAAUGGAUGGAUGAUAAAAGACACCAUCUUCAACGUAGACAGGACCAAAUGGUCAAAGGUGGUGUUGAUGCAGAUGGUCUAGAAAUGAUGACCGCGUUGGAGAGGAAUCUGGAUGAACAUCGGUUUAAGAUUCGACAGAAUUGGCGUGAGCUUGCAGAUUUGCUGGAUCGAUACUCCGAUUGA
Messenger RNA from Penicillium concentricum, 315 nucleotides. RefSeq lists its product as uncharacterized. The transcript has 3 exons. The record is from RefSeq and is a predicted model, not a curated record. NCBI's taxonomy places the organism in Eukaryota, Fungi, Ascomycota, Eurotiomycetes, Eurotiales, Aspergillaceae. Bases 1 to 315 code for a protein of 104 amino acids.